Messenger RNA from Carassius auratus (goldfish), 3346 nucleotides. Its product is annotated as cdc42 effector protein 4-like. Bases 361 to 1368 code for a protein of 335 amino acids. The record is from RefSeq and is a predicted model, not a curated record. Gene Ontology annotation, cellular component: cytoskeleton; plasma membrane; cytoplasm. Gene Ontology annotation, molecular function: small GTPase binding. The transcript is spliced from 2 exons. NCBI's taxonomy places the organism in Eukaryota, Metazoa, Chordata, Actinopteri, Cypriniformes, Cyprinidae. Gene Ontology annotation, biological process: positive regulation of actin filament polymerization; Rho protein signal transduction; regulation of cell shape.
CACAGAGCGGUUUACAGCAGAGCUUGACACAGGAAGGAUGCGGGCGGCUGUCUGUGUGUAUUAUCACUACUGAGAGAUACAUGUGUUACCUAUAAAGAAACAACAGAAAAGAGCAUAUCAAGCUCAAACAAACGGAAAGGCUAUUUAAUACAUCCGGGGGAUAAACCAGCAGGUUCACAGUGCAUGGAUUACACCAUUACAAACAAUUAUCUCCUGUUUGGCAACUGAAGUGACGGCCAUCAAGACUGGACAGAGUCGGGCUGAAUCUGAGCAAAAUCUGGUUGAAUCAGGAACCCCUUAGGACUCGUUAGAAGAAAACCACUUAUUCUUGAAUAACACAAAAGCACCAGUCAAACGAAGAUGCCCAUCUUAAAGCAGCUGGUGUCGGGGUCUCAGACCAAACGGCGCUCUCGUAUGGACCUCACUACUGAGAUGAUCAGCGCUCCCUUGGGUGACUUCCGGCACACCAUGCAUGUAGGGCGCAGCGGGGAAGCUUUUGGAGACACCUCUUUCCUCAGCACUCGAUCCGGAGAGCCACCCAAAGAAAUCCACACCCAUCCUCGCUCUCCAAGACCGGGACUGUUGUCUCGUACCUUCCGGAGCAGCAAGCGCUCUCAGUCGGUCACUAGAGUAGACCAGCGAGACAAUAACCUCCAUCCUCCCAGUGAGUCACCUACCUUUGUGAAGAAUGCCAUGUCCUUGCCCUUUCUGAACAAUGAAGAAGGACAGGAGGGAGAAAAGAGGGUGCUCAAGAGCUUGACCUCAAGCCCCUCCAAUGGGGCCUCUGCUGAAGCAUUGGACUUGGAGCUACAUGAGAAGCAUUUUGGGGUGUUGACCGACCUACGACCUUCCCCGUCUUACAAUGGGGGAGGAUUGAAGAAAGCUGAAUCUGUGAUGUCAUUCCAUGUUGAUCUUGGGCCUUCGAUGUUGGGGGACAUUCUAGGGGUCAUGGAGAAGGAAGAUGACGACCAGGGGUUUGAAGAAGGCAAGAGCAGUGAGGGACAUGCAUCUCCUCUUUACUUCAACCUGGGAGGAGUGGAAAUGGAUGAGGAAAUGAGGGAGGUUGUUGUGAAAGAAGAGGAACCAGAGGGGUUAGUUGCUCAUAAAGAGGGUCCCAUGAGGGCUCCCAGCUCUGUUGACUUGGAGAUACAGAGUGAAGGCACCAGCACCCCAGAACCACACCACAAACACCUGCAUCACCUCGACAGCUGCUCAGUUUCCAGCUCAGGUUCAGCUGCCUUGGAGGAGAAACCAACCAGUGAGCCUUACGAGGAAGAUAUUCGAGUUACCAAUAACAACUGCAACCCAGACAAUGAACCAGCCUUCUCCUCCUUCAUGGAAGAUGAGGAUGAUGAGAUCCGUGUAUGAAACCCUACAAUCAGUAAACCUUUCUGGGGAUGGAGAGAUGAAUAUCUAAGACUAGAAUUUGACAAUGUGUAACGAGGAGAAAUGCAGUGUAGAUGUAAGCACGUCAAGCUGGUGCCUCAGGUUCCUGUGUCCCUGUUGAGAUAAGUUGGGGAGACUGCAUUAGCUCAGACACCAAAGUCAUCUGUCACACUACUGACCCAUGCUAAGAUGAGAAGCUGGAUGUGUUGAGUCCAAAAGAUACCUGCUACAAGUUCCACUGAUAGCUCUACUAAAGGAAAGACAGGCAUAGGGGAUACAUACGUCACCAAAACCGUAAACAGAUUGCGCAAGCAGAUGCUGUUUUAAGCCAUUUUCCCAUAGUCCCAUGCAGGGUUCCCACAGUUGUAAAAUGAAAAUAUCAGGGAUUUUGAAAAAAAAAAAUCAAGACAAUGUAUUUCUUCAAAGUUAUUCUCAGCUCUAAAAUACUUUGUCUGUGAACAAUUGUGUUUUGUAUUCUCAAAGAAAUUGUAAAAAAAAAAAAAAAUUCUUACCUGGUAAUCACAAAGCAACUGGAAUGCUCUUGUAAAUUCAUUGGUCAAAAUAUGUGGGAACCCUGCCCAUGACUUGGUGCAUAAAGAUAUUUGUUCUUUUGAUUUAGAGCACAAGCGUAUUCAAAUAAAUAAUAUGAUUUGUUCAGUGAUAUAAUGAGUGAGACAAAUACUUUAUCUCUAGAUUACAUAUAAUUCAGUUAGGCAUCCGGUAAAACUGUCAUUUUAAGAGCUACUGUGAAGCUCAGGAAACGUCCUUGUGCAGCUGAUUACACACUGCACUGAUCUCGAAUACUGACAAUUUGAAGGUGGUGGAAGUUUGAAAACCUCUCCAGAGACUGAUCAUAGUCCACUUUUGGGAAGAGUGGCAACAGGUGUCCCUCCAUUAGAUCUCAUUUUUCAGUUUUUACUUGUUUUGCAUAGUAGCUGUUUGCUAAGUAUCUUGCAUAUCUCACCACUUCCUUCCUGCACUUUUUGGCGUGCGAGGGGAACUACUGGUGUUUAUUGCUGGAGUUUUUGAUCAGUUUGAUUGUCGCCGUCAUUGAAACAUUUAAACCAUUGAUUAAACAAUAUGUGUCAUGUCAAGUACAACUAAAAAGUCAGUUGUUAAGUCACGUCUUCUAGUAAACAUGAACAUAUCGGCUUUAUUAAUUGUGUUAACUCUGACAUUAGCAAGUUAUGGCACUGGCAUUGCUCCUCGGUAAAUUCACUGGGGUGCUUUAAUACACUUAUGAGCAAAGACACUAAUAAUCUAUGAUUCUGUUUGAUCUUUUGACUUUUUCAUUGUGUACAUGUCUACAUACAGUAUAGCAGAUGAUCUUGACUUAAAAUGAGGCCUUUAUUACUGCAAACCUUCAUGUGUAAAUUAACUGCAGUAGUCUGCAAGCUUAUGGUCUCUGAAUUCGACAUCAAGACUACAGUAAGACGAGACUUAACGGGAAUUCUCAGCUGCUUCACACUUGGGGUCACAUCAGCCUUAAGCAGAAAAGUGCCAAAUCUAAUCUAGCAUGUACUGCCUAGUAAGCCUGACUUUUGAAUAUCAUUUAACAUGGUGAAUAAAUUAGGCUUUGCCUUAAUCUACCAUUUCAGAUAUGGGCCAAAUGAUCCAUCUUGGUUUGAUUACUGUAAACAGAAAUGCUUAGUAAGAAUUUACCUAAUUUGCUUCAGGAUAAACCUCAGGGAGAGAGAAAAAGACACGAGGUUAGCAUUCUGUUUAAUUUGCAUAGCCUUGUGCUAGCAGUGCAUUUUAAAUUUAGCAAGACAAAACAAGCAACAAAAAAAAGAGAGAAGUCUGUUUAUGUCUGAAAUUGUGUGGCUGUGUGUGAGGUGGAUUAAGCAAAGUUUAUCUUCAUGUUUUCCCUCUAUGUGAUAACAGUGAUGUUUGUCUUUCCUAUCUUUGCUACAAUUUCGAGGCUAUAACUGCUAUAUUUUUGAAUAAAAGAAAAAGUCAA